AGCUCUGGUUAGAGCACUUGGAGGGAGAGAGAGAGAGAGAGACAUAUCCACAUCAGACAAGACUAAGAACAUGCUCCGCCUGCUCCUCCUGUGGGGGUCUCUCCUCUUUGGAGUCGUCAGUUCCAGCCCAACCCCAAGGAAGCUUUUUGGGGAGAUCACAUCCCCCAAUUACCCCAACCCAUACCCCAACAACAACAUCAGCACCUGGGACAUUACAGUCCCAAUGGGGUUUGUGGUGAACUUGGACUUCUGGCAGUUCGACCUGCAGCCAUCUGAGUCCUGCCUCUCUGACUACGUCAAGAUCACAGCAGAUAAGAAAGACCUGGGUCGGUACUGUGGCCAGCUAGGCUCAGCGACAGGCAACCACCCAGGAGUCAGGGAGUUUGUGUCCAAAGGGAACCAGAUGAGGCUGAUGUUCCACUCUGACUUCUCCAACGAGGAGAACGGCACCCUUAUCCCCUACAAGGGCUUCCUGGCCCAUUACCAAGCUGUGGGAAUCCAGUGCCCACAGCCUGUGCCAAGGGACCAGUUCACCCUCAUCAAAGACUUGCAGCCCCUGUACCGAUUUCAUGACUACGUCAAUGUCAGCUGCCAGACUGGGUAUGGACUGAUGGAGGGUGACCAGAAGUUGGCAUCCUUCAGCGCUGUCUGCCAGGAUGAUGGGACUUGGCACCGACCCAUGCCCCGGUGUGAAAUUGUGAGCUGUGGUGACCCCAAAAAUCUCACCAACGGGGCCUUCAGUUAUGUUAGCGAACACGGAAACAACAACUACCAGUCAGUGAUCACCUACCAGUGCGAGGAGCCUUAUUACCACAUAGUCACCAACAGCGAUACAUACAACUGCUCCGCUGAGGGCUCCUGGGCAGACCAAGAUGGCCAUGAGGACAUCCCAGUGUGUUUACCAGUGAUGUAUCGGUGUUCAGCCAGCAGGAGAUGGGUGAGCGAAGAGAUGGGAACAGAGCUUCCAUUGUGUGUCCCAGUCUGUGGGAUCCCCAGUACACCCAUCCAGGAGCUGCAGAGGAUUUUUGGGGGCACCCGUGCUAAGCCAGGCAACUUCCCCUGGCAGGUCUUAUUCCAAAACCCACGGGCAGGUGGGGUACUUAUUUCAGACCGCUGGGUGCUGACUGCAGCUCAUGUGCUGGAUGAUUCAAAUAGCAAGCCCAUAAUGUAUGCUAGGGUGACCAACAUCAGCCAACACAUAAAGAGGGAGGAGUCCAUACAGCUGUUUGAAGAAGAAGUGUUCAUUCACCCUAACUGGACGAAAGUGGCAAAUCCAGAAGCUCGGACAAAUUUUGAUAAUGACAUUGCACUGCUGAGACUGACGGCGCCUGUGAAGAUGGGCCCCAAGAUCUCACCACUCUGCCUCCCUGGUGGUUCCCCUGAAUAUGAGCUGGAGAAAGGCAGACUGGGCUACAUAUCUGGCUGGGGCCGGACAGAGGACCGAAACAAAGUUUACCAUCUCAGGAAGGCACAGAUCCCUGUGGUGGACAUGGCACAAUGCCGUAGUGUGAAGCCAAAGCCACCUGCUGAUUCCACCACUUUCCAAUUCACUGACAACAUGGUCUGUGCUGGAGAUGGCACAAAGGACAGCUGUUUCGGAGACGGUGGCGGAGCCUAUGCCAUCAAAGACCCCCACAAUGACAGACAGUACUAUGUGGGUGGCCUGGUCUCCUGGGGACCACAGUGUGGCACAUAUGGCCUUUACACCAGAGUGGGGCGCUACCGGGACUGGAUCAUGGGGACCAUGAACCGAUAUGAGGAGGCAGAGGGAUCACACAAAUAGAGCCUUCUCACCCUAGGGCACUGCCAUCUCACCAGGUGUUGAGGUCACAUGUCCCAGCAGAUUGGCUGCCCUUUGAUCCCAUCUACUCUUUGCACAACAGACCAGCUGCAUUGUGGCUGUGCCGGAGUAGGGAGUCAGAAACAAUGGGUUAUCUAUUCCAUUGUAACUACAUCAGGGAGGGGCGUCUCUCUUCCUUCCUCCACUGGAAUUGCCAGGGCAGGAGCAGAGAGCAUGCUGGGUAAAGAGGCCCCCUUUUACCUUUACUCAUCACAUUCUUUGCUCAAAUUCCUUGGUUUUUAGAGAGAAGCUAGCCAGGCCGCAUCCACAUGAUCGCUCUGGGCUGAAACCCACCAGUGGGGACAAUAGAGGGUAAUUGCUGGUCCACAAGGACUAGGUUCAGAGCCUGGCCACCAAUAGAUGAGGGGCUGCUCCUUCUCCUCACUGGGACAAUAGAGGCUCAUUGACUUCCGACUCACAUAUUCUCUGUAUCACUCACAAUAUCUAACUGCAUAAAGGAUCACCAAAUCACCUCCACGUGUGCUGCCUCCUUUCUUCCAGACUAGACCUAGGUUCCCAACUAAAGUGACCCAUCUCCCCCCUCUCUCCCAUGCUAAUAGCUGUAGGCCUUUUAAAAGCUGUGGCUCAUGCUACCUCACUGCAGCAUCUGGGACCUUUAUAUGAGCCACAGUGGUACUGGCUGGAUCCUCACUGGGAGCUGCUGUCAAAGAGAAGUGGUUGUUUCACAGAUCCAGGCCUAGGAAUCAACCUGAGGGGAGCGACUCUUCUCCCAUUCGCCUGCCUCAGGGCCAGAUUUUCAAACUUAGUCAUCCUGUGCAAUAUACACAAAGUCCAGGGAGGUCAGUGGACUUACAGCAGAGAUGUACUUGUCAGUCAUCAAUGUCUCACAGACACCUUCCUUUCCAGCAUGCUACUCCCAGUCCUGAAAUCUCCAUACACGUUCUGGAGUAGUGAGGGAAUAGUUCCUCUGUUUGUGGCUCUGAGGAGACAUCACCAGAGUUACUGUGCUCCGCUCUGGGAUCCUCAGUCUCUGAGGCUUCAUGUCCUGGAGCAAGGAGGGGAUAACACCUCUCUGUAUGGCUCUUGGGGAGACACCACCUGGACACUCUGCUCUGCUCUGGGCCCUUGAGUCCCAACCCUACCUUUCCAUUCAGCCUUGGACAGGCCCCACCUGAGGGCCUGCUUUCAGAAUUGGGCCUCUUUAUCAGAGAGGGCUUUGGAGGUCAGUUGAAAAAACCACCCGAAGUCCUAAAAAUAGCCAGAUCGGGGCUAGCAGAAAGCCUGAGUGUCUGAUGUUUGAUGGCUACUUCAGCAGAAGCAGCUCUGCAGAGUUCAAUUUGGGAAACACUGAUCCUUUGGAAGCUAUGGAAAUGGGGAUCCCCAAAUUAAACAAAGACAUUUCUUUAUCCCCCAGGAAACUCUAGUCUCUUCUCUUCACUUCAGUCAAGCAGCAUCCCUCAGUU
Molecule: messenger RNA, 3264 nt
Organism: Mauremys reevesii (Reeves's turtle)
Lineage: Eukaryota; Metazoa; Chordata; Testudines; Geoemydidae
Product: complement C1s subcomponent-like
Exons: 9
Coding region: 71-1783 (570 amino acids)
Biological process (GO): complement activation; proteolysis
Cellular component (GO): extracellular region
Molecular function (GO): serine-type endopeptidase activity
Source: RefSeq, a predicted model, not a curated record